Molecule: messenger RNA, 342 nt
Organism: Didymella exigua CBS 183.55
Lineage: Eukaryota; Fungi; Ascomycota; Dothideomycetes; Pleosporales; Didymellaceae
Exons: 1
Molecular function (GO): catalytic activity
Source: RefSeq, a predicted model, not a curated record
GCGACGACACACCAUCUGGCAAAAAAUGUGUUCCACCUCUGCUGUCCAGCAGAAGAAGAGGUAGGGCCCACCCAGGUAUGCUUCUUCAUUAACAGAAGAUUAGACCACAAGAAGUGGCAAUUUAAGGAGCACAGCAGAGACAUCUGCUUGCUCACAUUGGAGUUCGGCGAUGAUCAACAGGAGAGACAACACAUUGCCAUUCACAGCAUCUACAACCUGGCGAGGCGCAGCAAGAGCGACGGCACCGUACUUUCAGACAUCCGCACAGUACUACACAACAAUCAAGCCAAUAAGCAGAUCCUGCUUGGCGACUUCAACCUGCACCACCCCAUGUGGGGAGGC